Molecule: messenger RNA, 1954 nt
Organism: Rotaria sp. Silwood2
Lineage: Eukaryota; Metazoa; Rotifera; Eurotatoria; Philodinida; Philodinidae
Source: the annotation of a GenBank genome assembly
CCAAGGAUGAGUGGUAAAAAUUUCAGUCCGAUCAGACAGAAUUUAAGGAGGGUCGUAAUGUAUCAGGAUGCGGACCUCUGAAAAACCAGAGUUUUCCUGAAAACCCCAAAAAAAACUUAGUUUAAAUUUUUUUCCUCGAAGACGCAUCUCGUUAUUUUUGAUACUCUAUCUGUGCUGAAAAUUUGAGCUUGAUCGGUCGUACCGUCUUCGAGAAUCAGGAAUGGUCAAAAAAGAGGGGGGUACCCUUAAUGAGCGUUAAUGGCUUACAAUCGCGGUUCCCGAUUGUGCGUUUAAACGCGUUUUUCAAAAUUUUUGUCUGACUGGGUCGAGUGAGAAGAAACGAUUUGACAGCAAGCUGUUUGUUGUGGAAAACCACCAAAUCACGGCGAGUUUCAUUCUAACUCCCUUCGAUCAUCACUUCUAGCACAUUGAAAAUCAAAACAUUUUCUGUCGAAUUUUCAGUUCCUCUGACUUCUAGAAAAUAUCAACAACCGUGCUACAAACUGACUCCAUGUUUGAUAGAAAAUCCGAAGUCUCUUUUUUUUUGUGUAUGACAGUUUACUUCUGCUUCCUUUUUUUUUUAUCAAUAAACUGAAAAUAAUUCGAUUUAAGAUCGAAAUCGAACAUUUUAAGUUCAGUGCAUGUCUAUGAAAUAAAAAUAUAAAAUCUAAUUUUGUUUUUAGGUCGAGAAUAUUCAAUUCUUCAUUCAACUCUUGCUGAUUUAUUUGAACAAAUUGAUUAUAAUACUCGUCGAACAUUAAAUGAAUUAGAAUAUGUAUUAAAUGAAUUAACAAAUAUAAAAUUAUUUUAUUCAUCAACACAAAAUGGUACACAAAUUCAUUUACAUCAUCAUCAUCAUCAUAUAUAUCAUCAUUUAUCAACACCAUCUGAACAUUAUUAUAAUCGUUUAGAUAAACAAUCAAAUGAUAAUCGUUCAUCACCAUAUGGUAGUCAAAUAUCAUUAUCAUUAACAGGUACAGGUACAACAAAUGAAUCAUCACAAGGUUAUCAUUCAAUAUCAACAUCACCAAUAAUAACAACUGUUGAAAAUAUAAAUAAAGAAAAUAUUCGUACACCAUUGUCUUUCAAAAAUCCACUUUUUAAUAAUCAUACAAUUGAAAUAGAAGAAAAUAAUCAAAGUGAUUUAUCAGAUGAUGAUAGUCAAAUUAAUUUAAAUCAAACACAAACAGAUUCAUCAAAAGCACUUUAUUUUAUUAAUAAUCUUUGUAUUGAAUCUCUAAAAACUCCUUCAUCACCAUCAUCUUCUUCACAACAAUCACUUGUUCAUUCAGCUAGUCGACAAUCUUUACAACAACCAUUAUUUGUUUUAAAUAAUAGUUACAUGACAAGAAGUACACAAAGUUUAGCAUCAUCAUCAAAUAUAAAUACACCAAUAACAACAAAUAAUUCAUCAUCAACAUAUUAUUGUGUUAAAACACAUGAUCAACUCAAUGGAACAAAUAAAAGACAAUCAAUUUUAUCUAAUCAACAAUUACCACCACCACCAAAAAUGGGUCUUAAAGCACUUAAUCAUACUUCAUCAUCAAAUAAAGAUAUUGUUCUUGCUCAACGUUCACCAAUGUUAAAUUUAUAUCAAGAAGAAAAAUGUCGUCGAAUUGAAUGUGAGAAACAAGCAGAACGACUUCGUAAUGAAUUAAAUCGAUCAAAUGAACAAAUUGAAGAAUAUCGACAUUUAAUUCAUUUAUUAAAUGAAAAAAAUUCAACAACUAAUAUUGAUGAUAUUAAUUUAAUUGAUUAUUCAGAUGAUGAUGAUGAUGACGAUAUUGAUGUUGAUGUUGAUAUUCGACCAAUUGAAAAAAAUUUUUGUCUUGAUGAUAAUACAGAAAAUAAAUUUAUUUUUUUGUAUAGUAAACCUCCAUUACCACCAAAUGAUGAUGAUGAUGAUAUUGAUGAUUUAUCUAUACUUUCACAUCUUGAAAAUGCGAUUGAAUGA